Messenger RNA from Cynoglossus semilaevis (tongue sole), 3502 nucleotides. Its product is annotated as neuronal acetylcholine receptor subunit alpha-3-like. NCBI's taxonomy places the organism in Eukaryota, Metazoa, Chordata, Actinopteri, Pleuronectiformes, Cynoglossidae. The transcript has 8 exons. Gene Ontology annotation, molecular function: acetylcholine-gated monoatomic cation-selective channel activity; transmembrane signaling receptor activity. Gene Ontology annotation, cellular component: postsynaptic membrane. Bases 82 to 1638 code for a protein of 518 amino acids. The record is from RefSeq and is a predicted model, not a curated record. Gene Ontology annotation, biological process: monoatomic ion transmembrane transport.
AACGUUUCAAGUCAUUUUUAUAGUUAAACUGUUGUCAAACUGAGUUUUUCUUUUUUAGAAAAACAGCAGAAUAAAGAAGACAUGCGGCCGACAGGGAGACUGACCUCGUGGCUUCUCCUCCUGGUUAUGAUAACGCACGACUCUGUGGCGUCCAAGGCAGAAGACCGGCUCUUUAAGAAACUGUUCAGAAGAUACAACCCGUUCAUCCGACCUGUGGAGAACGUCUCUGACCCUGUGACUGUGGAGUUUGAGGUUUCAAUCUCACAGCUGGUCAAAGUCGAUGAAGUAAACCAAAUCAUGGAAACAAACCUGUGGCUCAGACAUAUCUGGAAUGACUACAAGCUGCGCUGGGCGCCUGCUGAGUUUGAUGGCAUCGAGUUCAUUAGAGUUCCAUCCAAUAAGAUCUGGAGACCUGACAUUGUUCUUUACAACAAUGCCGUGGGGGACUUCCUGGUCGAGGACAAGACCAAGGCUCUGCUCAAGUUCGAUGGUACCAUCACCUGGGUUCCUCCUGCUAUCUUCAAGUCCUCCUGCCCCAUGGACAUCACCUAUUUCCCCUUUGACUAUCAGAACUGCUCCAUGAAGUUUGGGUCCUGGACCUACGACAAAGCCAAGAUUGACCUGGUCCUCAUCGGUUCCAAGGUGAACCUGAAAGACUUCUGGGAAAGUGGCGAGUGGGAAAUCAUUGACGCUCCGGGCUACAAGCACGACAUCAAAUACAACUGCUGCGAGGAGAUCUACCCCGACAUCACCUACUCCUUUUACAUCCGACGCUUGCCACUCUUCUACACCAUCAACCUCAUCAUCCCCUGCCUCCUCAUCUCUUUCCUCACGGUGCUGGUUUUCUAUCUCCCAUCAGACUGUGGAGAGAAGGUCACGCUCUGUAUCUCCGUCCUGCUCUCCCUCACUGUGUUCCUGCUGGUUAUCACGGAGACCAUCCCCUCCACGUCGCUGGUCAUCCCGCUCAUCGGAGAGUACCUGCUCUUCACCAUGAUUUUCGUCACACUCAGCAUCGUCAUCACCGUGUUUGUGUUGAACGUGCACUACCGCACACCGCAGACUCACACCAUGCCCUGUUGGGUGCGCGCCGUGUUCCUUCGUGUGCUGCCGAGGAUUAUGCUGAUGCGGAGACCAAUCGGUGUGGACGUCAAGGCUGGGGGGUUGGACAGUGGGGAGGCAGGAGGAGCUGGAAGGGGAGGAGGAGGCGGAGGAGGAAAAGGAAGGAAGAAAAGGAAGAACAGAGGAGGAGGAGGGCCACUCAGCAGUCUGGAGUUUGGGGACAGUAAGGUCUCCUCUAUAGAGGGCUGUACUGAUAAGAAAUGUCCCUGCCCCUGUCAGCAUGGGAAGGACACCCCAGAAACCCCAGACGUUAGUAGGAUGACCCGUCGGCUGAGUCCACAGAGCAUUAACACGGUGGUGACCUUCUCUGUGGUUUCACCUGAGAUCAAACAAGCGAUCGAGAGCGUCAAGUACAUCGCCGAGAACAUGAGGAGCCACAACAUCGCUAAAGAGGUGGAGGACGACUGGAAGUACGUUGCCAUGGUGAUCGACAGGAUCUUCCUGUGGGUGUUUGUGACCGUGUGCGUCCUGGGGACCGUGGGCCUGUUCGUUCAACCGCUGUUUGGCUUCGUCUCGUAACCACUGCCCUGUCAGAGACCGCUUUGUCCGACACUUUGUCCACCAAUCAAGGACGAGUGGCCGAGUGACUCAGUGCUUGUUUUGACUAAUCAGAAAAAGAGGUUGAAGUCCUGAAGCUGCUGCUCCAAAUGCUGCCUUUGCUUCUUGACUUCUGCAGAGAACGGGAGCAGGUGACGGACGACGGCUGCAGGGAAGUAGAGGUUGAUUUUAGUGCUUGUCAGUUGGAGCGAAUUCAAAAACUUCAUCUUUAUUAUCAGUGCUUUUUGUGUUGAUAGUUUUCAUUAUGUUUUAUUGUUUACUAGAAUUAAAUAAAAGCUGAAACUAGAGUUUCACUUUACACAGCAUCUAAUUAUUGUGUUGUGUUAAGAUGUAAAUUUAAAUAAAAAUAACAACCAAGUUUUUACAACAUUUGUAGCCUUGCACUUCCUCCCUUUAACAUUUCUGUGGCAUUUUCACUAAAGAGAUUUAAUCAAUAAUUUGACAGGGGGCGUCAAACCACAAUCACGCUCAGGGGCAAAACUGACAACAGCUGACCUAUUCAAACAGUGGCCUGUGGACCUUAUGCGGCCCAGUCUGCGGUCACUAGAGAAAAAAAAAACAUUCAUAUUUAAUCAGAAAUUCCUCUGGUUGAACUGACCAUGAAUGACACUCACUUAGGGAGACCACCUCCAAACUGACAGAAUCAGAGUUUUUUAGAGUUAGGGUUCCUAAAAACAGUCAGUGUCUAUAUGAUUUGAUCCAAAUGUGAUUAGACACUCUUUGGUCUAAACAUUUGCCCCAGACUGAACCUAAACUGCCCUGGUCUACAGACUGACACUGUCCUGCACAGCUAACACACUAACAUACAACAGAUGUUUAUUUCACAAUUGGAGCAUCAUAACACGUUACACCCACAGUGAUUUAUCCAUCCACAUCUCUGAUCUGAUUCAUGAAGCUGCUCACUGUCAAAGCCACGGCACCACUGCGUGUUAUUUCCAGUCCUCGUUCAUAUUUCCGACAGAUUUAGCAAUGAAUCCUAAUAAACCAGGAAGAGCUGAUGUUCUGUUUGUCAUUAUGAACCCACGUCUUCUUGUUGCUGGUUGGAUGAAUGUUCCCCGGGAUAAUUGUUUGUCCUGCUUCAUAUUGGAUUAGAUCAUUCAUGAUGAGUCGCUCCAGAAAUAGUAUCAUGUUGUGUUGUCUGCACUUCAUCCAAUUGCGUGGCCGUUCUUUUGUUUUGUUUACUAUCCAGGGCCAACGUGUAUCUAAAUCUGCAUGACAGUUUUAAUUGCCUUGGCUGUGAUUACCUAAUCCCUGGAUUACAGCACAACACAAACUGAAUACUGUUCCUUCGCUAGUGCAUUUUUUUUCUCUUUUAUGCUCUAAAUAAUAUUAAACCACGUACAAAUACAAAAACUUGAAAUUAAAGUAAUAACUUCCAUAGAUUGCUCCCUGGUUCAGGUUUUAAAAUCCCCCUCUGCAGAAAUAUCUGUUGCUAUUCUUCACAAAAACCUCCGACAGACGUGUGAUUCAGCCUCAGCUGCAACAUCCAAUUAAAAUCCUGACACUUGUUAGGAUCAAAUGCAUCAUUAUGUAAAACACUGUUGUCUAAUUACAUUUAUCAAUCAGAGGACCAUCUGUCUGGCCACGGUUUACAGAAGAAGAGACACAUUGCAGAUACAGGUUUUGUAGGUCAGACUCAGUCGAUCUUUUUACCAUUACAUUACAAAAACCACUUUUGUUUAGUUUCUGAACGGAGCCCAACCUGUUAUUGGUUCAGUUUCAUUCAAAAGUGUUGAUGUAAAUGAAAACUCAAUAAAGAUCCAUGAAAACAGGCGUCACACAUUUACGACAAAACCAAAGUAAAGGACAGCUGCAGUACCAGGGG